Messenger RNA from Vollenhovia emeryi, 1499 nucleotides. RefSeq names its product balbiani ring protein 3-like. The transcript is spliced from 4 exons. Bases 477 to 1031 code for a protein of 184 amino acids. NCBI's taxonomy places the organism in Eukaryota, Metazoa, Arthropoda, Insecta, Hymenoptera, Formicidae. The record is from RefSeq and is a predicted model, not a curated record.
UUAGAACACGUUAUCUUUGCAUUUUUACAUAUAAAUAGUCUGGCAGGAAGCAAGAAGAGAAAAAUCAAGAGAUACGUUUUAUCAUGCGGAUAUAAAAGUUGUAUUUUCAGCUUCGUGUUGUUCAAUCUCGCGCAACAUUGAUGUCGAAUUUGAUAACAAGACAAACUAAAUGUAACUUGGUUCCCACUAAACGCAUUCAUAUUUCAGAUUGCCGUGCAAUCAGUAAGAAAUGAGGUAUUAUCAUCGCAUUCGCGGAAAGAUCCACGUCAGGCGUGAAAUAUUCGCGCAGCAAUUUCCUUCUAUGUCUCGCAAAGUGGACGGUGUGCGGCCGAGAUUUAAAACCGCACGUCACCGCUGCAUCUUCCGGCCGCUAUAAAUAAACGAGGAAGAAAUUUCAUUUUAUGCUCAUUAUCUAACGACACGCAGCAUUGCGAGCAAUUCUAGUCUACUUACGUUCUACGUGUCGUACGGUAAUCAUGAAAUUUCUUGCAACAGUGUGUGCUUUAAUGACUAUAUGUGUUUGCAUCACCAAUGGUAUGCUGUAUGAUGAUGAAUUACGUCCACACGAGGGAGUGGCGAUAGAAUGUGCAGGGAGACGUAUGCAAUUGAAUCAUCAGAUGAAAGAGGUAAUGUGCGUGCCAAGGCACACUAUGAUCAAAUUAAUACCGCAACCGGGUUACACCUUUUACCCGAAUUACGCCUCGGUGAAGAGAUGCAGCGGCUUCUGUCCGAGGAAUAAGUCGUGCAUGCCAGUCCGUAAAGAUACCAAAAAAAUCGCCGUGAGAAUGGAUGGCUAUGACUCGAGCGGGUGUUAUCACGUGUUGCUCGAAGAGCAUACCAAGUGCAAAUGCCAAUGCAGCGUGAAGGAAAGUGACUGCAAUGUCCACCAGAUAUAUUCGGAAGACAACUGCGCGUGCGAAUGCAAGAAUACAAGAGAGUGCGAUAAAGCGCGCCAGAUGAUCUGGAAUGAAAAAUUGUGCAAGUGCACUUGCAACAAGGAGGAGGAAAUAUGCUCGAGGUCUCUAAUUUAACGUUGCUGGAUAUUUUUAUACUUUUCGAUGACAUGCAUUUUUUUUUAUGACGACGCAUACAGAUGAAGGUAAAGAAACAAAGACUAAAUAUCUUUAUAGUUGUAUAGAUUUCUUCGUAACAUAACAAAUAUGGACUAACAUGAGCAGCAAAGUUUCUGGCGUAAUCCUUAUACGUAUUAUAUAUCACUCUGCAGGGAAACGAAGACAAUAUCCUUGAGAUUACGGUAUUCGAUCAGGUUUUUAUAUACGUGGAUAUUAUUUUGUAAUUAGGAUUCGGAAGGUAAGAUGUAGACCAAAGAAUACCACGGGGAUUCUUUAGUAUAACUUGACGGUUACGUUUUAUUGCAGAGAGAGAGUUACAAAAGACUGCUAGAGAGGUGAGUGUGUUCCACAAAGCACACAGUUUCGUUCAACGGAAAAAGAAGUAAAAAAAAAGAAAUAAAAAGAUACUAAAGUAUUCAUACAUAA